Ziziphus jujuba (common jujube) is the source of this 881-nucleotide messenger RNA. RefSeq lists its product as uncharacterized. NCBI's taxonomy places the organism in Eukaryota, Viridiplantae, Streptophyta, Magnoliopsida, Rosales, Rhamnaceae. The record is from RefSeq and is a predicted model, not a curated record. Gene Ontology annotation, molecular function: zinc ion binding; endonuclease activity; nucleic acid binding. The transcript is spliced from 4 exons. The coding region runs from base 69 to 638 and encodes 189 amino acids.
AAAACAUAUUGCAUAGUUUAUCCAGAAAAAAGUUUGUUGCUCAUUUUCUGGGCAAAACAGAGGGGAAGAUGAGGCCAGGCAAAGAACCUAAGAGGAGAAGCCGAAGCUCAUCGCCAAUCAGGGACCGAACCAGAGUUCCCUCGAAAUUGGAACAAACCCUAAGUGGGUCUCGUCCUUCCGUCUCUGUUCUGGACCGAGAGCUAGCCACCAACGACGACGCCAUUACUCUCUUUGAAACCAAUUCGGUUCCCAACCCUCGAAGCUUUCCAUACAGUGUCAAGCAGCAAUGCUGGGACAAGGCCGAUAAGGUCAAAGGCCGAGACCCUGAUAGGUGGCGCCGAGAUGCACUCGGAAACAUAGUGUUUCGGAAGCUCGUGGGCUGCCCUGGUUGCCUCUGCCAUGACUAUGAUCACAUUUUGCCCUACUCUAAGGGAGGACAAAGCACACUGGAAAACUGUCAGGUUUUGCAGGCUACAGUAAAUCGGUCAAAGGGAAACCGGACCGAGUUGUCUAGAGCUGAACUGAUUCAGAAAAGUUCUUAUUGUCGGGUGUCAGGUCGUGAUAUGGAUCUACUUGAACUUUCAGCGUAUGGCAAUGUACGUCGUGGACAGGAUUCUGGGGGAUGUAGAAUCCAAUAACUGAUUAAAGCUUUUAUCUUGUAGAUUGACUCCAGAGGUUAGAUUGGAAAUUCAUAUUCUUAGACAUUCAUCCAGUUCCAGCUUGGCUCACUGGUUUUGUUGUAAUUCUAUGAAACCGCAGUGAAAUUCAUUGAUUAUCAUCCGCAAUGAAAGUCAUUGAUUAUCCUUAAACAAUUGUAAAUACAUGAAGUAUGCAUCUACACUUUUCUCACUGCUAAUGGAUUGAACAGUUUAACACUGAUA